CACACACACACUCACCCGCCGGCCUCCACUCCAAACCACACCAUCUCACCAUCAUUUUUCCGGCAAGAUCACCGGAAAAAUACUUAAGAACUCCAAAGCAUCUUCAUCAUUUUAUUUGAGGUUCUAGCUAAUCUCCCUUUGGAGCUUGGAGAAUUAGGAUUUUGCGGUUGCGAGAUGGCACCUUCUCCUACAAAGUAGAAGACUCCUGCUAAGAAAGCUGACAAAAGGUUGAAAAUGAACCAUAACCUAUUUAGGUCAAUUCAAAACUUUGGUAGAUAUAGGGAUUCUUUCUUGAGGGGUACCAUCAUUCAAGAAAGAUUUGUUAACUUAGGAGAUUUGAAGGACACCUUCAUUCCAAGUUGCUUUGAGGGCAGAGGAUGGGAUAAAUUAUUGAGUGACCUACCUGUUGUUUGUGAGCCUUUAAUUAGAGAAUUCUAUGCAAAUGCUGUGAUAAGGGAGGAUGAAUUGAGUCGUUGGGUUAGAAGAAAGGAAUUCACCAUAGAUGCCCAUGAUAUUGAUGAGGUGCUAGGGCUUGAAGGACUAAAGGACUCUGACUUCACCAACUACAAGGACAGGAUGCUCUCUAUAGAAACUGUCCAAACUCGUAUUGGUGGACAAAGAGAAGGGAGAUGCCUCAACACUACCGCAUUUCCAACUGACAUGAGGUGUCUAACCACCAUUAUGAUAUUCAAUCUGCAUCCUGUGAGGAAGCUGACUACAAUCAACAAUGCCAGAGCUAUCUUCCUCAUGGAACUUAAGGAGAAAACCUUCAUUGACAUCAGCUCUCACAUCUUUGACACUAUUGUGGAUGAGACUAAAACCACCUCUAGGCCCAAGCUGAUCUUUCCUAGCCUUCUUAUGAGGCUUUUCAGAGAAAAAGGUGUUGAAAUUCCUCAAGAUAUCAGCCCCAUGCCUACACCUUCAGCCAUCAACAAGCUAACCAUCAUCAGGAUUCAAGUUCAUCUUCCAAGUGAUGAAGAGGUAGGUGAUCAAGAUGAAGGUGGCCAAAUGGAGACUGAGACAAUGACUGUAGGACAAGCUUCAACACCCAGAAGCCAUGGCAAGAGGAGCAGAGCUUCAACCUCAUUAGAGGUACCUCCUGAUGCAUUCCAGAUCAUUCUGGAGAGGAUUGAUGGGCGCAGAGAGGUCCAAAAUGACCAUACUGAUAGGAUGACAGCACUUCAGGAUCAGCUCAACAUACUUUCCGCCAAGUUUGAUAGCUUCAGCACCUAGCAGUGACCCUUUGGCCAUUCCGGUCAAAAAGAGGGAGAACUUUUAAGGGACAGCUCUUGAGGGGGAGUGUCAUUUUAAGGGGGAGCUGUUUAUGCUUUGGUUUUACUUUAUGUUUAUUAUAGUUUAUGGGUUUGAUAUGCCAAAACACUUAGGUUAAUGUUUUGGUUUAAAAACUCACGGAUCUGUUUGAAAGCACUUAUGUUACACUCAUGGAUCUGUUUGAA
Messenger RNA from Quercus lobata, 1457 nucleotides. RefSeq lists its product as uncharacterized. The record is from RefSeq and is a predicted model, not a curated record. NCBI's taxonomy places the organism in Eukaryota, Viridiplantae, Streptophyta, Magnoliopsida, Fagales, Fagaceae. The coding region runs from base 235 to 1233 and encodes 332 amino acids. The transcript has 3 exons.